GUGAUAAAAAGUGUUUAGCAUCAGUGAUUGACAAGCAGAAUGUAAUCUAUUAACUUGGAGCAGACUUCGAUUCCUGCAACAGCAAAGCAGUUUGAUCAUCAUCAUCAUCAUCAUCAUGACCACCAUAGUCAUCUGGCAUCGGCCGGUAGGGAAAUAGCAGUUAAGUGAUGUAUUUUAGCUGAUGGAUCAACCCUUCUGCAUAAUAUUUCUCUACCGAGGUUUGUUAAUGCUUUCAAUUGCAUUUCUUUACAAUUCUGAUUGAUGCAUGCAUAUUAUAUAUCCGAACUUUCCCGCUUGUUCUGUCGGCAACAUCGGAUGCGAUUAUAAAAUGUUGAAAAGAUACACAACAUUACUUGAUACAAUAUUUUUGUGAAUACUAUUAAUAUUUUAUAAACAUAAUUAAUUUUCAUUGCAUAAAAAAUGAUUUUUUAUAAAAUUACUGAAAUCUAGAGAAAAUUGUAAUGUUGGUACUUGGAAUGGGCGUAAAAAAAAUAGUAAACAUUUCAACUGUCAAAUAAUUUUGCAAUAAUUCCAUUGUACAAAAUGGUUUUUUAUUUAAGACAAUUAUUUAAAGUGUAACAAUUAUUUUUGUAGUGAAAAAAGUUUUUAAUACUCAAGAAUUAAUUAUAGUUUUUUUUAUUUUGAUUUUUAUUUAUUUUCGUCUUGUAGGUUAUGUUACCUACAUGACAGAUAUUAUUUUAGACUGAAAGUGCUGGGGUUCGAGAUUAUAAUUUAAUUAAUUUAUAAAUAACAAAAAUGUCUGAGGACUACCAAGAAAAAAUAUUUUUAUUCCAAUUUCCCACUUGUACGACCAGUCAAAAUUACACAUUGGAAAUACCACUAAAGAUCCCAUACAAUGGAUCAAUCAAAGAGUUGACAUACCGAAUAAUGAGCGCAUUCAAAUUGCCUUGUUAUGUCGAGAAAGAUUUGUUAGAUUCUCUGGAGCAGACAGUAAAAAACUGGACUCAAAAUUACUAUGACGAGCGAGACGAGAAGUUGAUAAAAUCCGCCAGGAGCGGAGAAAUAGAUUUAGAAAAGAUAAUCAAAAACUGGGAAAAGGCUUACAGAGAAAAGACAGCGGAGUAUGCUCAACCCAUGGGGACUACUGACGAGGAAUUAUUCGCGGCAGCUUACCAUAAACUCGUACACUCGCCUUCCCUGGAACCGAUUUUACAAGCUGAACACAAGUAUGGUAAAGAUGUUACUGAUGUUAUUCACAUUAAAAACUCGGAGUAUGAUCAGUUGACACAAAAACAAACAGAAGAAAUGCGAGUAGCUGUUGAAAAAUUAGAACUAGGAUCGACUGAAAAAUCUAUUAAUGAAAUGGCUGCAAGACAUUUUGAAGAGCAAAGUUUAUUGCAAGGUCACUGGGGAUCUAGAAUAGACGCAUUGAAGUUGGAACAGAGGAGACAAUAUCGCAAUUGGAUCAUGAGAUUACUUGAAGAGCAGCAGACAAAUAUGCUGCCGACUCCAGUAGGAUCGCCAGUAGUUCCAAUGCCUUUUGUACCAGAAACAUUGGAAACCGUAGAAGCUAAGGAAAAAAUAAAAACAUCAGAUUAUCCUCAACUGGAAGAGAGUUUCACAAUCCACUUAGGGUCACAAAUGAAGCAGAUGCAUAACAUCAGAAUUUUAACCGGCGAUGUUUUAGAUUUCUGUCGCACUAAGAGUAAUUCUGCAAGUAUGGAACCAACUCCCCAAAGAUUGCAAACAGCAUUAGGACUGUACUCAAAUGAUUUGUGUGGAAUUGUCGUUCUAAGCGACAAUCAUCUAGGAAGUUACUCUGGCAUAACUAAAGAAUUAUCAACUAUAUGCCAGCUUACUACGGAGUUCCAUUUUCCAUCAAUGGAAGAGCAGUUGGAAAAAAUACGUGAUGAUGUCAAAGAAGCUGUCGCUUGGAGACAAGCUCAUCAUAAAGAUACCAACGAUUUACCAGUCAAAAAGUCAACUUUGAGUAAGUCAUUACAGACUGGUGAUGUUUUUAUUACAAGACAUUCCAAUUUAGCUCAGGUUCAUGUUGUAUUUCAUAUGGUUAUUAAUGAUUCACUUAGAUCAGGAGAUAUAAAUUCAAGACAUCCAGCAAUAUUGGGGUUAAGAAAUAUUUUAAAAACAGCUUGUUGUAAUGACGUUACAACGCUUACUAUUCCCGUCUUAUUAGUACACGAAAUGACAGAAGAUAUGACAGUAGCCUGGUGUACAAAGCGCGCGGAACUUGUUUACAAGUGUGUAAAAGGCUUUAUGAUCGAAAUGGCAUCAUGGGGAGGAGCUGAACUCAAAAAUUUACAGUUCCUUGUACCCAAAGGCAUGUCCGAAGAAGUUUUUGGGACUUUGGCAACGAUGUUACCCAGUAUUUUCCGUGUAUCUAAUCCGUUGGUAUUCAAAGUAUCCAACGCGCCAGUUACUCCGAAAAAAUAAUUUUAUUUUUACUGCUUUUUUAAAAAUGCUGGGUAGAUUUUUUUUAGUAAAAAAAUUUAAAGAAGUAUUAUCACGAAAUUAUUGAAAAUAUACAAGAAAAAUCUGUGAUUAUUUGCUCAUUUUUUAUUAUAAAUAUUAAUUGAAAUCAAUGAAGAGUUUAAUUAAAUUCAGUGCAAGAAGAUAAGAUUGCUGAGUGCAAUAAAUAAUUAUAAUGAGUGAUUGUCACUUCAUUUAUAAUUCAAUUUUCAAUUCAUCACAAAUUAUAUUUCUUAUUUUUUUUUUAUUUUAAUACUAUUACUCAUUAAUAAAUUUUAAAUUGUAAUUAAUGUAAUGUAAU
Messenger RNA from Cotesia glomerata, 2749 nucleotides. RefSeq names its product protein C12orf4. The transcript has 9 exons. The record is from RefSeq and is a predicted model, not a curated record. Gene Ontology annotation, cellular component: cytoplasm. The coding region runs from base 757 to 2412 and encodes 551 amino acids. NCBI's taxonomy places the organism in Eukaryota, Metazoa, Arthropoda, Insecta, Hymenoptera, Braconidae.